UGUGUAGAGAGAGAGGGCACGCGAGGGGCCGCGUGCCAGUUCCCAUCGAAGUUGCGCCUAGCCUCCCCCCCCUCCCCUCGCUUUGCCUUCGGCUCGCGCCCGGUAACGGUCUCCAACGGCGCAUUGUGAGGCGUCCGCUGGCGUCAGAAGCAGGAGCUCGCGCGCCGGCCGGCCGCGAGGGGAGGAAGGCAAGGGAGGGAGGGAAAAGGAGGAAGGAGAGGCGGACAUGCGGUGACCGCUCCUGCACCUGCCCUCCCCAGGGCGGCCCCCUUUCUCCCCUCCGCCACGGCGGCGACCACUUGAAGGGGAAGGAGGAGAGUUCUCGGCUUGCUUCCCCUCAUGAGCGGCGGGGAAGGGAACAAGGGCGGCGGGGAGCCGCAGCGAGACCCCGCCCCGCCCUCCUCCUCCUCAUCCGCUGCAAAGCCGGGCCCCAGCCACAACGCCGAGAAGCAGCCCGAGACCCGCUCGGUGUGCAGCAACAGCAGCGGCGGCGGCGGGGGCGGAGGGGGCCCCAUCUGCAAGAUUUGCUUCCAAGGCGCCGAGCAGGGUGAAUUAUUAAAUCCUUGUCGAUGUGAUGGGUCAGUACGAUAUACACAUCAGCUUUGCCUUUUGAAAUGGAUUAGUGAAAGAGGGUCCUGGACCUGUGAACUCUGCUGCUAUAGAUACCAUGUAAUAGCAAUUAAAAUGAAAAGACCUUGUCAGUGGCAAAGCAUUACUGUAACUCUGGUUGAGAAAGUUCAGAUGAUCGCUGUUAUUUUAGGAUCACUGUUCUUAAUAGCAAGUGUAACUUGGCUUCUGUGGUCAGCCCUCAGUCCCUAUGCAGUAUGGCAAAGAAAAGACCUCCUUUUUCAAAUCUGCUAUGGAAUGUAUGGUUUUAUGGAUAUAGUGUGCAUAGGACUUAUUGUACAUGAAGGUGCAUCUGUCUCUAGAGUAUUUAAACGUUGGAGGGCUGUCAACCUGCACUGGGAUGUACUAAAUUAUGACAAAGCUACAGAUAUAGAAGAGAGCAACCAACGAGAUUCCUCAACAUCUAGGACUUUGUGGUUACCACUAAAUGCAUUUAGAAACAGAAGUUUAGUUCAUCCAACACAGUUAACCUCACCAAGAUUUCAAUGUGGUUAUGUGUUGUUACAUCUUUUCAGUCGAAUGAGACCUCAGGAGGACUCAUCAGAUGACAACAGCUCCGGAGAGGUUGUUAUGAGAGUGACAUCAGUGUAAAGGUUAGAUUCACUGUGCUACCUUCAUGAGGACAACCCAUCCUGAACUCUCUUAUAGUAUUCUGGAAUGUAAUUGCAAAGAAUGGUGAAACUAUAGCACAUACAAUUAUAUAAACAUUUUUUUAAUUUAUGCUUUUAUAUGAUCAGUUGAAUUGCAAAUACAUGUUCUUGAAAAGGGUCUCUUUCUUUUUAUACCAUGAUUUAUCACUUUUUAAUCUAUUUGUACUCAGCAUUUAUAAAAAAUAUAUAAUUUACCAAUGGCUUUAAUAAUGUCGAGACAAAUAUUUUAAACUACAGCUAUUUUUGAUAGAUUUAAGUAUAUAUCCAAAGUUCUAAGCCAUCUCUCCUCAUGGUAACUGAGAUUAAUUGGAUGGCUUGUGCUAAGUAAAGCAAACAAGUUCAUCUAAUGUCUUACUUCCUUUUGGAUAGUCGUGUAUAUCUUUCCUUUUUCUCUUCAGGAAAACACACAGAUUAUUUGGAGCCUGUGCACUAGAUAUAUCCAAUAUGGAAUAAAGCGUAAAGUUAAUGGAAGGCUGUCCUCAAAGUCAAAUAGUUUUGCAAGACUGAGGAUGUUAGGUAUCUUCUGCAUGAACAGCGGAUUUUUAUUCUUUUGUCAUCUAGGUGAUAAGAACAUUAUUAUAGAUAUUUAUUAAUAAUAGACAUAUCAUGGACCAAUUUUACAUCACAUUUUGGCAAAUGAAAAUAAAGAGAAGGGAAAUCCACAUCUAUUUCAUUAAAGGAUAAAGGAGUUUUACUAGAAUUGAAUUCAGAGCUUGCAACUGCUACACGAGCAUUUAGCUAGAACCAUUCAUUUCCCAAGUUAAUAAGAAUAAUAUGUUAUUUAUUUUAUUUAUUAACUGGAUUAAAUUCAGUAACACUGAGAGAAAUAUUGCCUGAUUGUAUCUUAGAUAUCUGUUUUGUUGUAUCUUUUCUGUUACACAGUUCAGUGCAUUUAAAUUAUUUAGAAUCAAUCUUCCCUUUCCACUUGAAAAGGAAAUCUUCUAAAAACUGGCUAUCUCUGCAGAAAAAAAUGCCUUAUUUAUCUUGCUGACAACUCUAGACAGAGUUUCACCAACUAAGACUAUACAGCAUCUGUAUCCUUCCUAACCUUUUAUCUUGUUGUGAGACUAGAAAACAAAAGAGGCUCAAAAUAGUGCUGGAGGUUGAACAGUAUAUUUCAUAGAAAUUAGACUACGUUUUAUCUACACCUUCGGAGACAAAAGGUUACAAAGUAGUAUGUCUUACCCGACCCUAUGCAGAUUGAAAUCAAGGUGCAAGGCACAUUUCUUUGAAUAAGUUUAAUAACAUGGGGAUUCCAGCCUGCACCAUACAAAAGAUGAGAGGGUAGUGUUUCUUUGAGGAUAGACAUAGCUAAUUUUAAUAAUACCCUAAAAUCAUGCUGCACUUUAUAAAUAGGAGCUUUGUAACCUGAAGACUGGUAGCUGACAUAAUACCAAGUCUAAAUUCAAUCUGUUGUCUCUGCCAAGGAUUAAUUUAGCCUUAAGAAAUAUGUUGUGUUAGUAUGAACAACUUAAGCAAUGUGAGAUGGUUCCCCCAUGGAUAUACUGCUAAGAUCCCCUUUGAUACUAAAUUUAAAAUAUCUGAAAGCAAACUACUGGAUCUCAGUUAAAAUUCUUCUUUAGACAAUGGCUAGUAUCCUCUAUACAAGGCAUGCCUUAUCUCUUUUCUUGGGCCGAAUAGUUUCAUUUGAAGAAGAGGAACAUCACACAUUGCACUAUCCAAGACUUACUGUGUACCGUUAUUGCCUAUAGCAGCACAGACCAACGAAAUAAACAAAUUGUUCUAGUAACCAGGAAGGCUUUAAUUUGGAAUGUCUAGGCUGUUAAGUGUAUUGUGCCAGGUUGUUUGAUUUAAUAUGUGGAAGGCGUCAAGAUAUUACUUAGAAUUGGAAUUAUUUUUAGAUGCUUUUUAAAAGCUGAAGUAAAGUUAUGGUAAAAUUAUUCAAAAUCAAACUAUCUCGUUCUUUUUUGUUGUUGUUUGUCACUGUAUUGCAAAGACAAUUGAAAAUGGUUUUAAAUAACAAGCAAUUUUCACCAGUCCAAUUUUCUUUAAUUUUCAGUUCUUUCCGACAGGAUUGUCAUUAACUUACUCAUUUACAUUGUUCAUUUGAACACACACAUUCAGUGGCAAAGAACAUUUGUUUAUCUGAGCUUUGGGAUUGGCAAGAUAUGUGGAUUCCCCCCCUCCCCCUUCUUCAAGGUGAAUAGCACAAUCUUGCCUGCUGGUUGAUGUAUCCUGGCACAGAACUGGUAUAACAGAGGAGAGGGAGGAAAGAAGAUUGAAUCAUUUUUUAGGAAUAGUUUUUUUAAACAUUCCUCCCAUUAAAAAUAUUUUGGCCACUU
Molecule: messenger RNA, 3580 nt
Organism: Anolis carolinensis (green anole)
Lineage: Eukaryota; Metazoa; Chordata; Lepidosauria; Squamata; Anolidae
Gene: marchf11
Product: membrane associated ring-CH-type finger 11
Exons: 4
Coding region: 340-1218 (292 amino acids)
Biological process (GO): protein ubiquitination
Molecular function (GO): zinc ion binding; ubiquitin-protein transferase activity
Source: RefSeq, a predicted model, not a curated record